Molecule: messenger RNA, 513 nt
Organism: Penicillium angulare
Lineage: Eukaryota; Fungi; Ascomycota; Eurotiomycetes; Eurotiales; Aspergillaceae
Exons: 2
Coding region: 1-513 (170 amino acids)
Source: RefSeq, a predicted model, not a curated record
AUGGCAACUCAGGAUUACCACGAGCCAAGCUUGGCUGAGCUUCAAUCAGAAUUGGACAUGUUCCCACAGCUGUUUAUACUAAGUGAUAAGGCGGCAAUCUACCUCACGCCGACUCACACGCUUCUGAAAGAAGAAUGUUCCAGGCUAUUUUCCAAGACAUCCUUCUUGACGCCCAGUGAAAUUUUUCUCACUCUUUCCUUGCGUUCGUAUGAUGAGCCAGAAGCCUCUUUUGCAUUAUACCGUGUUAUCCUUCGCACCCGCGGCGAGAGGUUCAUCGAAAAGGAGCCUGAAGGUCUCACCAAGAUUGUUAAGAGCCUUGGUAAUAAAAUUUCAGUGCUUUUACCGGACAUUUCCAACGACCCUAUCCCGGCCAUUCUGGAAAGCAUCGCUCCAUCUUUCGAUGAUCAUGACACCACCCGAAAUUGGGUGCUUGAACUUUCUGUGAAUGGAAUCCCUCGGAAGUUUAAAGCACCACUAGGAACGUUAUCUCAUUAUUUUACCAAUAAUUGUUGA